Molecule: messenger RNA, 782 nt
Organism: Prunus avium (sweet cherry)
Lineage: Eukaryota; Viridiplantae; Streptophyta; Magnoliopsida; Rosales; Rosaceae
Product: ecotropic viral integration site protein
Source: RefSeq, a predicted model, not a curated record
UCAAAGCAAAUUUUCGGCUGCCCAUAUAAUUUCCCUAGGAACGAGCUGAAAACAGAAGCAAAAACGAAAAAGAUCCCAACAAACACAUAUGAUCCCAUCCCAUGGCAGCGGAAGGGAAGCCAGAUGCACAACUGUUUCAGCUCCUCUCUGGUAUCCUCCAACAGGUUGAAGCAUUGACCAACGAAGAAGAGGUUGAAUUGCGUUCAAAAAUUGAAGCCCUUGGAUUAGAGGUUACUAAACUUCCGUCAAAGUCAACUCAUCAUCUGAAUGAGCUGGAAAUAGCCAAGGAGUUGGAUAAGUUAUCGGCGAAGUUGGAUGAUGUAGAUGAGAUGAUAUCUUCAGCGAUGGCUGCAGAUCCCCAGGUGAAGUCACUGCUGAGUGGUACUGCUGAUGUAUGGAUGCCAGUUAUUACUGCCAAUGCUGAUGAACGACGUAAUUUUACCUCAUCAACAGCAGAUGAUAGCCCAGAAGUGAAAGGGAAAAGUUUCAAUUAGUUGUUGAAUCUUAUUCUAAUAUAGUUUCUUUUUUCAUGUUUGUUUGAUCUUCCUAAUAAGAAAUAUAUUCUUCUUCUUUUAGCCUCUUACAUGGCUAAAUUUUUUGUUUUGUUUUUAUUUGUAUUUUGAAUUUUUUUUUAUCAAUGGUGGAGGGAAGAUUUGAACUUGAGACCUUCCAACGUUGGGAAGAGAAAUACCAGUAGACCAAAUUGGUGUAAAUGUUUUGUUUCUUAUGUACUCAUUGAUGUAUGUGAUAUGUGUUGGCUGUCCAUUUUUAGAAACUGUAAA